ACAGAGAGUGAGGGUGAGGAGGAUCAGACGGACAGAGCAUCUACAGUGAGCCAGGAGAGCGCUCAGAUACUCAGGAGAGACCUGCCUCCUCUCAUCGUAGUUAGAGACCAUCCUGAUAUACAGUCCGUAGUGGAAGACAGGCCAAGCCCCACACACAGGCCACAUGGUGACACCCUUUUACAACAGAAGCUGCAGGAAUCUAACAACCGGCUUUAUUUUGACGUGGGACAGACACUACGGCACGUUUAUGGCAGUGCCAGUAGAGAGGUUCACAGUGCAACAGCUCAGCUGAAUACUUCACAAGGCGCCAUCAUCAGUGCAUCCCACAGCAUCAGAUUAAUCCUGGAUGACCUGAAGGCUGUGUCCGAGAAGAUUGACAUCAUCACUAGCUGCCAAAUACUGCCUGAUAUUAACAUCAGUAAUCCAAACACUUAUACUACUCCUGUCCCUUAAAGAAACAAAUCAACAUAUAUUUUUUCAAAGAUACAUGUCAUGAUGUUUUCAUAUAAUUAUGGGCAGAUUUUGUUUAAAUAUUGAAGUAGGAUUCAAGCUGGAAAAAUCAGCAUUGUUAGCUUACCUGUGUUUAUGAGCAAAUACACAUAUAUGUAACAUUCACACACUGUUAUAUAUUCAUUAUUGUAUUGUCUGGAGCUCUGUCAAGGUAGGUUUCAGAGAAAAUAAUCUUAUCAUCUUAUGUUUUACAUCUCUGUUCAGGGAUUAAACAUUACAUUUUGCAUAUAAAUAUCCAAUGUUUCUUUUCUGCACUCGUGUAAAUAUUAAUAUAACUCAAAAUAAACCCUUAUGAAGCAUA
Molecule: messenger RNA, 811 nt
Organism: Morone saxatilis (striped sea-bass)
Lineage: Eukaryota; Metazoa; Chordata; Actinopteri; Moronidae
Gene: bloc1s3
Product: biogenesis of lysosomal organelles complex-1, subunit 3
Cellular component (GO): BLOC-1 complex
Source: RefSeq, a predicted model, not a curated record